Saccoglossus kowalevskii is the source of this 1449-nucleotide messenger RNA. RefSeq names its product zinc transporter ZIP10-like. Gene Ontology annotation, cellular component: plasma membrane. The record is from RefSeq and is a predicted model, not a curated record. Gene Ontology annotation, molecular function: zinc ion transmembrane transporter activity; monoatomic cation:bicarbonate symporter activity. Gene Ontology annotation, biological process: zinc ion import across plasma membrane; intracellular monoatomic cation homeostasis. Lineage: Eukaryota; Metazoa; Hemichordata; Enteropneusta; Harrimaniidae.
AUGCAAGAAUUACCAGGCCUUACGUUUAUGAGUGAAAUUUUAGCGUCAAAACUCUUUUUAAACUGUUUUAAAUGGCGAAGUGAUACGUUUAAAUGUUUGUCUCCUGGUCAGCUGUUCCAUAUAUAUGGUUUCCACCCCUGGGAAAGGCUUGAUGCAUCCCAGUUUUUAAAGAUUUGCCCCAUAUUGGUGCAGCAGCUAGACAGCCACAUGUGCCAUCAAGAAGACCAUACUCAUGGGGAGGAAUCUGUUCAAAUUGAACAGCAUGGUGGAUUCGCUGCUCCAUUAAUUGUAUGGGGUUACGGUUUUCUUUCAAUCACCGUUAUCAGUGCCGUUUCAUUGAUGGGUAUUAUGACGGUUCCCUUGACGAGACGAUAUCCCAAGCUGUAUAAACGUGUUCUGUCAUACCUAGUAGCGUUGGCUGUCGGUUCUCUUUCGGGCGACGCAUUGCUGCAUUUAAUACCACAUUCUUUUGAUAGCCAUGACGAUGGACCAUCAUCUCACAGUCUUGAUCCAGUUUAUCGAGGAUUAAUAGUUUUAUUUGGAAUCUAUUUUUUCUUCAUGGUUGAGAGGAUAAUGAAUCUCGUAAAUGGAAGAAAGAAAAAACGGAAAAAUCGCAGGAAAUUUAAAGGCAAAUUUUGGAUAUCUUAUCAGAGUGAAUCAGUUGGUGCUAAACUUAACAAGCAUGAGGAAAGGUACAACUCAUUGCAGUACAUACAAAUGAUAACGGUGCACAAAGGUACAGGUGAAACACACAGCUACAUCCAAAAGCCUGAAAAACAAGACGAAGAGAAGUGUAGUCAAAACCAUAACCAUGAUGACCAUCACCAUAGUGAUCAUCACCAUGACACCCACCAGCAUAGCGAUCAUCACCCUGAUGGCCAUCAUGACAGAGAUGAGGAAGCUGAAGAGAACCAAGGUCACCAUGGGCACAGUCAUAAUCAUGGUGAUAUAAAGAGUCAGAACAUUGCCUCGGUUGCUUGGAUGGUCAUCAUGGGAGAUGGUCUACAUAAUUUUAGUGAUGGCUUAGCGAUUGGGGCUGCCUUUGCUGGCAGUAUUACAGCUGGGCUUAGUACAACAAUUGCUGUAUUUUGUCAUGAACUUCCACAUGAAUUAGGUGACUUUGCAAUCCUGCUUUCGUCCGGGAUGAGAGUGAAGCAAGCGGUCAUGUACAGUCUUGUCUCCUCUAUAUUGGCGUACAUUGGUAUGUGUAUUGGUGUGGCGCUAGGCAACAUUGAAUCUAUGAGUUCGUGGCUUUUUGCAUUAGCUGGUGGAAUGUUUUUAUACAUUGCCCUGGUUGAUAUGCUUCCGGAGAUGGCAAAUGCGGCAUCCACCAAGGACGAAAGUCAGUGCUGUCACCUAUUGCUACAGAACCUUGGCUUUCUGACAGGAAUUUCCAUCAUGUUAGCAAUAGCCAUGUUUGAAGAAGAUCUGUUGGUCGCGUUGGAGUGA